Molecule: messenger RNA, 1463 nt
Organism: Pseudo-nitzschia multistriata
Lineage: Eukaryota; Bacillariophyta; Bacillariophyceae; Bacillariales; Bacillariaceae
Source: the annotation of a GenBank genome assembly
UGAAUUGAUGGUUACAAGCGAUGGAAGUAUUGGUACGUUAGGCCAGUAUCAACAACAGGUAGCUUUCUGGAAGGGUGUUUGUGAUGGGUGGGUGCCAUGAAAUUAAUCCUCAUCAUACUCUUCCUUUGUGCUUCCAUUGCACUGCUGUUCUUAGGUAAAGCUCAUUUCUCUAUGAACCUACAUGAUUCUUCGGUAUGGACAGAGUUUAAUGGGGACAACCCGGAUAUUGGUACUUUUGACGCUUGUGCUCGCAUUACCAAGAAGCACGAUGACAAGUAUGUCUCCUUUGUUGAUACAUCGAUUAAGGUCACCAUUGAUGCAGAAGGGAAGUUCCAGACAUUUGAGAAGGCCAUUACGGUUGUGGGCACCAGCAUGAAAUCAUUGGAAGAAAAUAAAACAAAGGAAAUUGACCUGGACUCCUAUCUGUGUGGUCCAUCUGAUUCUGCAAACCCAGGCCGCAACUACAAGAUUGGCCAGAGCUUCUCCAUCUGCGUUGGUCCUACUGAGGCAGAGAAGAAAAACUAUGACUAUAUUGCCGUGGUUGGAUUUAAAGAGGUUACAUGUGCCGAGACAAUCAAGGUGGUGGAAGAAGGACAGGCGAAAGCACUGACAACCGUCACUAAUCCCGAAGGUUACAAGAGGGCCGGUGAAGUCACUGUUGGAACGGGCUUUUCGUCUUUUGAAACCGUUGUGACUCCCGAGUAUCAUACUGGACUUAUUGCACCCAAUCAAUCUUCGGUCAGGUGCUCAGGCACGGUGGAGCUGAGCUUCACCAAACCAUUAAAGUUUACGCAGGUGGGAUGCACAGAGGACGUCUCUCUUGGAAGAACUGAUUACGACACCAAAGCUGAUGGGGCCGAACCUGAUGUGCAAACGUGCAAUGAUCACUGCCAUACCAACGGAUAUACGAACUUCAUACUCGUUUGCCCCCACACAAGUUUUAAGUCUGGGAAUAAAAGAAUGAGCUGCUCCUGCACCAAUAAUAACUUCAGAGACGGAGUUGACUGUGAGAUGCGUGGUCUUUCAAAGGCUUACCAAUGUGACUUGUCUCUAGUCAGCAGUGACUAUAUGUUUGGAGUCGGCAAUUCAGUAGAAAUCGACGGCACAGAGCAUUCGUUAGAAUCCCCAGUCUACAAAGUGGUGCCCCCACAGCGCCGUUUGACCGCCAGCUUCUCAACCAACAGUGGCGAUCUCUUGCAGCGCCACCUCCAAGAAAGCGGCAAGGAGGUGGACACCAGCGGCUCCUUCGGAACCGAGGUUCUUCUUUCACGAGAGGACAAUGUGGAUGCUGCCUUUGGCGAUCUUGCGGCUCCGGCAGCUGACACCGGAGCAGUGCCAAGCACCGCAAUAGCAACUGCCGCUGGUGCCGUUGUUGUUGCCGCUGCUUCCCUGGUCUGAGCAGACAACAAGCUUGAAGCGACACCAAUAUUACACAAGAGAGAAAAAAAACUGCAUAUUCCCAU